AUGAGUUUGGAGUCACAUAACACUUCUUAUAUUUCUGUUUCAAGUCAUGUAUCAUUUGGCCAUCUUGGUCAGGAUUCGGCGGACCUUGCUUGUAAUCUCGAUGAGGUUGUUGACGCUAUUGUAAGUAAUUGUGCUGGCGGACUGUCCAAUAUACGAUCGUUACAUAUGCAGCCUGUUGGUGGGACACCCUCUUUACCCAUCUAUGUUGAUAACGGAAGGUCAUCUGAUGUGAAACUUGAAAGACCAGGAAAACGCAGAAGAGCUACUGAACAGGUAUCCGAUGAGUGCUCCACGCUUCCCGAUGGACUCAGGUUGGCGAUUCGAAGAAAUGGUAAAGUUCGUGUAAUCAAGGAGGAUAGCAAUGCAGCUGUUCAUUAUCCAACUAGUGAGAAAGAAAGUUCCUUCUCAUUUAUUUUUGACGACUACCAUUUUGUAGUUCAUGACGAAUGGGAAGAAAGAGACGGAUUGAAACCCACGAUUGAUCCCGCAAAAUUAAAACGAAAACAUGCAAUCAAAAAGAAGAGAAUGCAAAAGCGUAUAGCACAGAAAAAGAUCAAGUCAGGAGAAAGAGUGGCCUUACAACAAGAACCUGAAACGAAGAUGGAAUAG
Molecule: messenger RNA, 609 nt
Organism: Cylicostephanus goldi
Lineage: Eukaryota; Metazoa; Nematoda; Chromadorea; Rhabditida; Strongylidae
Source: the annotation of a GenBank genome assembly